GCUCUCGCGCUCGCUCUGCCCUCUCGCCACGCCGAAGCCCCAAAGCAGCACGGCGCCUGGUUUCCUCCUUUCCACGCUCCACAACGCCGAUCGCCGAGGCAGCGGACAUGUUGGCGCUCUUUGAGCUGCCGCUCGUCUCGACGUGCCGGAGGAAGCUCGCGUCCGAAAUGCUCGCUAGCGACUGUCCCACCAGCCCGAGUUCACAAUGAACCGCGGUCGAACCACGGUGCGAGGCAAGCGGCCCAGGCUAAAGCGAACGGCGCCAGUCCGACAACCGCGCUAGGGACUCCGGCAGCAAUUGAAGUUAAGCUACGAUGCAACAAGAGUGUCCGGCUAGGGGUGUCUUACUACUAGUCACGUACGCUACCGUGGCGGCAGUCCUGCUGGCGGGACUUCCUCACGGAUUGGCUUCCAUAGACACCAGUGUAACCCACGUCCAUGCUAGUCUCCAGGAUGACGACGUCUCCUCAAACUGCCCCGCUGCGUGCACCUGCCGCCACAAAGAUCAAGGAGCCGUCGAGGCUGCCUGCUCCAGACAGGUCCUCAAGGUUGUGCCGUUUGACCUCGACCCUAGAGUGACUUUGCUGGACCUCUCCUUCAACAAGAUAGAUAGCCUCGACGACAACGCCUGGUCCGGGCUGUGCAACAACUCGUGCAGUUUAAAAAGUCUCAACCUCCACCAGAACCAGCUUCUAGAACUAGGCUUCCAUAGUUUUUACUCUCUACGGACCCUCGAGGCCCUAGACAUCAGUGACAACCACUUAAAUGAUAUUAAUUUGAAUGGCUUCGACGGUCUCGAAGCCCUCGUUUCGUUGAACCUCUCUGGAAACCAGCUGGAAGGACUCAAGCACGAAUGGUUCCAAGACUUGACCAAUCUCACCAUGCUGGACUUGUCACGCAACCGCAUUCACGAGCUCAACAAUGUGGUCUUCUGGUCCUUGCACAAGCUGGUCCACCUCCGUGCAGACCGUAACUGGAUAACGUCCGUGGGGCUCCUAAGCCUGAAGGGCCUGGACUCUCUCCGCACACUUAACAUCAGCCACAACCAGAUAGCGAUGAUACAGAGUGGGACGCUCCGACCCACUUUGGAGGUGCUGGACAUCAGCUACAACCCCAUUCGAAGCCUACAGCUGGUCUUCAAACACACGCACAAGCUCCGCCGGCUCUAUGCGUCCCAUCUACGAGCUCUCUCCCGCCUAACCAAGGAAUCCUUCGAGGGACUUGACUCCCUAGAAGAACUCCUCAUGACCAACUGCCGAUCACUAGAAACCGUCGACCCCGGUAGUCUGCAGUCCUUGGGAAGUCUACGGAAGCUGGACAUACGCUUCAACAACUUCACCACGCUUCCUGCCGGACUGUUCCUCCCGCUGGUACAGUUGCAACGGAUCCAGCUGCAUGGGAACCCGUGGUUCUGCGACUGCCGGCUCCACUGGCUCCUCCUCUGGCUAGAUCACGUACCGGCCCACCUCCUGUCUCCGUCUGCCACUCUCUGUGCCAAGCCGCUCAGGCUGUCUGGCCAUACCGUGCUCGACGCCGUCGACAAGCACAUGACUUGCACCAAUGCCACAGUCGUGCAACACACAAAUCAGGCCCACUACCGUCUCGGGUCGUCUGCCCUACUCUACUGCGACGUCGAGGGUAGCCCUGAACCAUCCAUCACCUGGGUGACUCCGCAUCGCCUCGUCUUCAACUGGACCAGGGAGUACGGAGCUUCCGUGGGCAACUCUUCGAUUAACGGUCCCGUCGGCCGCAAUGACACCCCAAAGUUUGUCCUGCUCGAAAACGGGAAGCUCUUCAUUCGCGAAGUGCAGCGCGGUGACAGCGGCUACUACCGCUGCCGGGCCACAAACGUCCUGGGUCGUCACACGGUUGCCAUCCACCUGACCCUUGACUACGACUUCCUCAUUCGUGUCAAGAUUGUGAGCGUCCUAGUGGGGUGUGCCACUGCCCUGGCCUUUGUGCUGGCCACUCUGAUUGGGAUCCUGGUGAGCGCCAUUUUGCGGCGGUUCGGGCUGACCUGCCCGUGUGAUGUGGGCGCCAACUCGCCGAGGGCGAAGCAGCUGUACCGCAUGCUCGAAAGCCUCGAGCAGUACCGCUGCCAGCAGCUCGAACGUCUCCGGGACAACUACGCGGGUCAGGUGCAACGCAUCAAGGACAACUGUGUCCUGCAGAUGGAGAAGCUCAGAGACAGCUACUCUGGGCAGACCGAGCGGCUCCGCGACUUCUGCGACUAUGGCACGGCACAGAUCGACCGCAUCAGGGACAACUACUAUAUGCAGGUCCAGCGCGUUCGGGACUAUGGCGUGUCCCAGAUCGACCGGCUGCGGGAGAACUAUGUGUUCCAGCGCAAUCGCAUCCGCAAGUUCAGCACGACCCACCUGUACAAGCUGCGCGAGAAUUACAAGCUCCAGCAGCAACACCUCAACAAGAUCCUGGAGAAUCUCAACCUCGAGAGCUGCCGCAGCGUCUGCGCCCGCACCGACUCCAUCAUCUUCGACCCCGCCGAGCUGGGCCUCAUGCCGCCGCCACCGCCGCUCGACAUCCUUCCGCUCCCGCUGUUCUUGGACCAACUGGAUACUGAGAGCCAGCUGUCUGCCUACUACACCCCGGACAGCCUCUCGGAAGUCUCUCCCGACGAGGUGGUUCUCCAGCCCCACUUUCCCUUCGAAGACACCUGCUUCAAUGACGACCUCGAGGCACGGUCACGCCUCUUUGUUUCGAUGGAAGACGUGCCCUCUUCGAGCGCUAACAAUCCAUCGUCGAUCAAAGUGGACGCCGCCAGCGUGGGUGACGCACCUUCUACCUCUGGAGAGAACGGCAACCACAAGACGGUGCCCCUGGAAGUGACAGUCCAUCACUAUGAGGCCACGGCGGAAGCAGAUGCCGCCGAGGACAUUUCCCACGAAACGGCCGUCUGACAGUGUGCCUGGAUCGAACUUACUUGAAACGAGAGAAGAAUGCGACCACUUAGUUUAGCAUGGCCCGUUUCUGGCAUGGUGCGGAUUCAUUCUGGUCUUAAACCAGACAUUUCUCGGGUUUCCGGAAGACUCCCACAACCGAGGCUCAAUGUGAACAGCCCGGGCAGACGAAGCUGAUUUGGCGCGAGUCGUGCUGCGGCUAGCUUCAUCCGAAUGCAAGUGGAAAUGACUGUGGUUUCGAUUAAGGGGGUGGGGGGGCAAGGGAAACAGGCUUGUCUGGAAAAAGGCCUAACCUAGACUCAUUCGUCUCAAAUGGCGGAGAGGUUUGGGUAGCCGCUUAUUUUCGUACCGGGGCGUUUUUUCGGAUUAACGCCUACAUAUCGUUGAGGUCCACUGACCGGCAAUGCAAAGGUGGUGUAAGCCACGUAUCUUCCACAUGGCAUGCUUGCGCGUGACCGAGGAAUUUGGGCAACUGCGGCUCUUCUCUUCGGUCUAGUCUUAGACAGUGGCGAGUAGAUUAGUCGAACCGAUUUUUCUGUGAUAGGAGGGGGAUGCGCUUGUGUUCGCACACUUUCUUAGGCAGGCGUACUCCGCUCCCUUGGUGUUCUUCGUUCCAUUGCGCUCAGAUUUGGCGAGCUUCGGGAAUUGCCAGACGACGUGCAACUGUCGUCACGGUAGCUGAGGCAUCCAUUUCACUUAGGGCACCAAUGAACAUCACUUAACACGUCUGCUCCCCCGACAUACUACUCGAGCAAGGUCCUUUGCCAUUUCUGCCUAGGCCAUAGUAAUAUACUUCAUUCGUUUCAUGGACCUGUUAUCUUUAUUUUUUUUUUUUUUUUCUCCCAAUUUAAGAGUGCUACCUACAUUUUGAUUAAUUCUGGUUCCAGACAUUGGGGGUGUUUUCAGGGUUGUUUUCUUUCGUCGUUGUUUUCAACCGAAAUAAAACCCUGUGCCUAUUUUUAGUUAAAAA
This is a messenger RNA of Ixodes scapularis (black-legged tick), 3888 nucleotides long. Its product is annotated as leucine-rich repeat and immunoglobulin-like domain-containing nogo receptor-interacting protein 2. The record is from RefSeq and is a predicted model, not a curated record. The transcript is spliced from 3 exons. Lineage: Eukaryota; Metazoa; Arthropoda; Arachnida; Ixodida; Ixodidae. Gene Ontology annotation, molecular function: protein binding. Gene Ontology annotation, cellular component: extracellular matrix. The coding region runs from base 315 to 2918 and encodes 867 amino acids.